This is a messenger RNA of Suillus subaureus, 1536 nucleotides long. Its product is annotated as amino acid permease. The transcript is spliced from 13 exons. Gene Ontology annotation, molecular function: amino acid transmembrane transporter activity. Gene Ontology annotation, cellular component: membrane. Lineage: Eukaryota; Fungi; Basidiomycota; Agaricomycetes; Boletales; Suillaceae. The coding region runs from base 1 to 1536 and encodes 511 amino acids. The record is from RefSeq and is a predicted model, not a curated record. Gene Ontology annotation, biological process: amino acid transmembrane transport.
AUGAGUAGUUUCUCUUCUCCAGACAAGGAGAAAGCCUCUGAGGGUGAUAUUGGUUCGGCAGAGCGCGCAAGUAGCAAUGGCAGCUAUACACCACCACCAGACUUCAGACUUCACCGAGAGCUUAAGAAUCGUCAUGUUGCAAUGAUAAGCAUUGGCGGGGUGAUUGGCACAGGACUGUUCCUCGGGACUGGAUCAGCACUCAUGAAUGGCGGUCCUCUAGGCCUUUUAUUAGGUUACAUAUUCAUUGGGUCAAUAUGCUACUGUGUGAUGGUCACAAUCGGAGAGAUGAUCUCCUACCUCCCAGUUGCCGGCGGUCACAUCAAACUCGCCGAGCGCUUCGUUGAUCCGGCAUUCUCAUUUGCAUUGGGAUGGAAUCUAUGGUACAAUUGGACGUUGUCCGCGGCCGCUACCAUCAUCAAUUUCUGGCAUCCUGGUGUAAACAACGCGGUAUGGAUAACAAUGUGUCUCGUUGUUGCCGUCGGGAUCAACAUGAGUGGUGUUGGCGUGUAUGGUGAAACCGAAUUCAUGUUCGCCUCGAUCAAGGUUGUUACGAUUGUUGGUCUCAUCAUCUUGGGGAUCGUCCUUGACCUUGGCGGUGGCCCGAACCAUGAUCGUAUCGGAUUUCGCUACUGGAAAGACCCUGGCCUGUUUGUUCAAUUUUAUGGCAUAAGUGGCAUGACAGGUCGUUUUCUAGGCUGGUCUCGUGUAGUAACACAAGCUGCAUUCGCAUAUGCUGGGUCAGAAGUCGUGGCUAUGGCGGCUGCAGAAGCCAAGAACCCGCGUAGGAAUCUCCCCAAAGCCAUUCGUCGUGUUUAUAUCCGGCUCCUGCUAUUUUAUAUUGGCGGUGUCUUCGUUAUCGGUCUAGCUGCUGGCAUCAAAGGAUUGCCCGCGGUGAUCAACGCCGCCUUACUGACAUCAGCCUGGUCCGCGGCUUCCAGUGACCUUUACAUUGCCUCCAGAGGCCUAUAUGGCCUCGCCGCCUCCGGCAAUGCCCCCAAAAUAUUUCUCCGCACCUCGCGGUCCGGGCUUCCCUAUGUCGCAGUAGCCACGUGUGCUUCUUUCUCCCUCCUCGCCUACAUGGCAGUCAGCACGAGUUCCGGAAUGGUCUUCACGUGGUUCUCUAGCAUGUGUGCCACUGCGGGCCUCACGACCUGGUUUGGCAUCGGUGUCAUCUAUCUGCGCUUCCGCAAAGGCUUCCUCGCACAGGGGCACAAGAUCAUUGAGCUCCCAUAUUCCUCUCGACUCCAGCCCUUCGCCGCCUGGUGGGCCGUCAGCGCAUCGCUUUUGACGCUGUUAUUCAGUGCAUGGGAAGUCUUCCUGAGAGAUAACUGGUCAACAGCAACGUUCAUGACCAAUUAUCUGCCCGUGAUGCUUUUCCCUGUUUUAUAUACCAUCGCCAAAAUCUGGAAGCGAGUCCCUGUAGUCAAGCCAGACGAGAUGGACUUCCAUUCUGGCAUCGCGGAAAUCGAGGCAAUGACACAUGCAGACGUGCCCCCGAGGAAUUUUGUGGAGGCAUUUUGGAUGGCGGUUUCAUAA